AUGCAUCCAGAAUCGCGGAGAAUCAACACGCAGCUCGGACUGUUUGCGUAUAACCGAUUACCCUUUGGGAUCACCUCCGCGCCAGCCCUUUUCCAUAGGGAAAUCGAGAAUCUGCUUCGAGGAAUGCGGCACGUCGUAGUCUACUUGGACGAUAUCUUGAUAACCGGAACAUCAGACCAAGACCAUGUUGACAACCUGGAGCGUGUCCUUUCUCGACUUGAACAGGCGGGAUUGCGGUUGAAGUUGGAGAAAUGCAUGUUUUUCGAUCUGCAAGCAGAAUACCUCGGGCACAUAAUUGAUGCCGAGGGAGUACAUCCAAACCCGCGGAAGGUAGAAGCAGUCAUGAAGGCGCCACGGCCGAAAGAUGUCAAGCAACUGCAGAGCUAUCUUGGGCUCAUUAAUUUCUAUCGGAGAUUCCUGCCGAACAUGUCUCUGCUACAUCCACUCAAUCAACUCCUUGGUGCAGACGUGCCGUGGGAAUGGACAAGCAAGCAUGAAAUUGUCUUCAUCAAAAGCAAAGAACUACUGACGUCAGCUAAGGUCUGCGUACACUAUAAUCCGGACCUUCCGGUUAUCCUUUGCUGUGACGCCUCGCCUCAUGGCGUUGGCGCGGUACUGAGCCACCGAUACAAAUCUGGAGAAGAACGUCCGAUUGCGUUUGCAUCGAGAAGUUUGGCACCAGCAGAAGUUAAUUACAGCCAGCUCGACAAGGAAGCCCUGGGUGUAGUUUUUGGCGUUACAAAGUUCCGCCAGUACAUCUGGGGAAGAGCGGUCGAGAUUGUCACUGACCAUAAACUGCUGCUGGGUCUUCUCGGGCCAGAGAAGCCGGUACCUUUCCACGGGUCGCCGAGACUCCUGCGGUGGGCACUUCUCCUGUCAUCGUAUAAGUACGAGCUGGUUCACAGGGCCGGGACCCGAAUCACCCACGCGGACGGGCUGAGUCGCAUUCCCUUGGAAACCAAGCCCCAGGAAAUUGACCGCCCCGCGGAAAUAUUCAUGCUGGAAAGGGCAUAUUCGGACAUUCUGUCACCAACCGUUGUGCGGGAAGCGACAACGAGGGACACCAUUCUUCACAGCGUGCGCGAAGCCGAUCUCAGCUUGCAUGAUGGAUGCCUACUGUUUGGAGCAAGAGGGGCUAUUCCCCAGGAGCUCCGCGCGGCGGUACUGCAAGUCCUACAUGAAGGACGCCCCGGAAUUGAAAAGGCGAAAGCUGUUGCGAGAAGUCAUGCAUGGUGGCCGGGGCUGGACAGCGACGUAGCCGAAACCGUCCGAGGUUGUAGCGUGUGCCAGCAACAGCAGAACAUGCCUAGGCGCGUCGUGAUGACUUCGUGGCCGUACCCAGAAAAGCCGUGGUCCAGACUCCACAUCGACUUCGGAGGACCGUUCAAGGGACACUAUUUCUUGGUGUUGGUCGAUGCUUUUUCGAAGUGGGUUGAGGUCAUACCAGUGACGUCACCAUCGGCGACCACAACGAUCGCGUGUUUACGCGACAUCUUUGCGACGCAUGGCCUGCCGGAUACCUUGGUCUCAGACAACGGGCCUGCAUUUGUGAGCAGUGAGUACAGGGCUUUCCUUAAGCGGAACAACAUCAGACAGCUGCUCAUUCUACCAUAUCACCCUGCAUCAAAUGGCGCGGCGGAAAGGGUAGUGCAGACGGUAAAGGCCAAGCUGAAGAAAAGUACUACAGGGGAUUUCAAGACACAGGUCGCCAGGUUUUUGUUGCACUACCGCACCCAACCACAUGCGGUUACUGGACGGACACCAGCCGAACUGCCCAUGGGAAGGAAGCUAAGAACGGCGUUGGACUGUCUUCGCCCUGCCUUGGGGCAAAACGUGACCUAUCACCAGCUGAAACAGAAGAUAUGGCACGAUCAGCAUGCUAGGAAUAGCCCAGAGUUGUUGCCAGGGGAUACAGUCUAUGCUCGGAAUUUCAAACCAGGACCAAACUGGGUUCCAGGUGAAGUUUCCCACAGGACAAGUUCGUCGUCUGUGAACCUUCGGCUCUCCGAUGGUAGCACCUGGCAUAGACAUUCCGACUUCGUAAGGGGACCACAAAACAACAGCACUUCGCAGAAUCCUCCUGGAAGUCCUGUGCGUGCGGGGCCAUCCAUGCCUGCGUCACCAAACGCGGACCUGAUUCCCCCUCCUGCGGCACCUGCUGUGUCGAGUCCUGGGCGGGACAACGUCCGUCCACUCCCAGGCGCAAUUGCUAAUGAUGGACCAUCACAAGCGGCUAUGGCGGCACCGUCACCGCCCGUUCCGCGGCGGUCUACUCGUCCACAACGACCAGUUGACCGCUAUCAGCCGUAA
Molecule: messenger RNA, 2310 nt
Organism: Ornithodoros turicata
Lineage: Eukaryota; Metazoa; Arthropoda; Arachnida; Ixodida; Argasidae
Exons: 2
Coding region: 1-2310 (769 amino acids)
Biological process (GO): DNA integration
Molecular function (GO): nucleic acid binding
Source: RefSeq, a predicted model, not a curated record